AUGGAAACCCUCGGUAAUGACGGCUCUGUUCUUGGAUCUUCUGAACGGACUGUUACCGACGUUCCUCCGGUGUCCGUCAGUAAUAGUCUUUCCUCGGCACAUCACUUCGUCUCCCUGAAAUUAACUUCCUGGAAUUAUUUAUUCUGGAGAACUCAGAUGCUACCGUUCCUCGAAGGUCAAGGGCUUCUUGGUUUUAUUGAUGGCACCGUGCCGUUUCCGGCGAUUGUCUCGGCGACCACCUCGACUACCGAAAGCUCCGGCGCGACGGCUACAGACCUCUCGGCACGGCAGGCUUCUUGGCGGCGACAAGACAAGGCCAUCCUUUCGAUGCUUAUCUCGUCCUUGUCCGAGGAGACUCUGCGUCUCGCUGUCGGUCGAAGCACAUCACGACAGCUAUGGCAGACCAUUGAGCAAACCCUAGGCUCAUCGACGCGGUCUCAGGCCCUACGACUGCUCGGCGAGCUACAAGCGCUACGGCAAGGUGAUUCUUCCAUCUCCGACUAUCUUGGCCGUGCGCAGAUGUUGGUUGAUGAGUUGGCUCUCGCGCGGUCGUCAGGUUGA
This is a messenger RNA of Ipomoea nil (Japanese morning glory), 561 nucleotides long. RefSeq lists its product as uncharacterized. The record is from RefSeq and is a predicted model, not a curated record. The transcript has a single exon. Lineage: Eukaryota; Viridiplantae; Streptophyta; Magnoliopsida; Solanales; Convolvulaceae. The coding region runs from base 1 to 561 and encodes 186 amino acids.